UCAACGAAAGAAACUUGUCAAUGUCGUUCGUGGAUAAAUCAUAAUAUUCACAUUUCACAUGUUAUUCACAGAAAUCUAGAAAAAAUUAAAUAUUAUAAAAUUUAUAACGACAACCAUUUACCAUGUCGUUACGUUUAGAAGUUGAAAAGAAAAAAGCCCUAGAAGAAAUGCGCAAAUUAAUGGCAGACCGUAAAAACAAGGAUAAAAAGCCUAUAAAAAUAAACAACCCACUUGCAAAAUAUAAUAAUGCUGGACAACUUAUGUGUGUUUUGUGUUCUUCCAUAGUGCGGUCUGAAAAUGUGUGGCAAGUUCAUGUAAACAGUAAACAGCACAGAGAAAAUGUUGAACAAGCAAAGAAAUUAAAAGAGCUAACUAAUAAUUUCACAGAUAAAAAAAUUAAGAAAAGACCAAAUACAUCAUUAGGAGAUCCACCGCAAGAGAAGAAGAUAAAAGGAAUUUUAAAAAAUGCUAGUGAAAAUCCAGUUGUACAAAUGGCUAAACCAAAAAAUAAUGCGCCUACAAUAAUAACUUAUCACAAUGAAGAAAUUAAAAGAACUGUUUUAGAACCGAUUAUUAAAGAAGGCACAAGUAAAGAUGAAAUUUCAAAUGCAGCUACAGCAAAAGAAGAUUCAAAAUCCCAGGAAGGCAGUGAUCAACCAAUCCCUGAAGGUUUUUUUGAUGACCCCAUUUUAGAUGCAAAGGUCAGAAAUAUUGAGUAUAAAGAUCCUGUGGAGGAAGAGUGGGAAAAGUUUCAAAAGGAAAUUAAAGAAGAAACUACAACUUCUGCCGAAAUUAUAGCUGGAGAACAAGAAGAAGCAACGGCGGAAAGACAAAUCGAUGAAAUUGAUGAACAAAUUCGGAAUUGGUCAAGAGUUCUUGACUUGGAACUGAAGAAAGAAGAGACAAAGAAGAAGAAGCAAGAUGUGGAAUUGAUGAGUGAAGAUGAAAAUGAUUCUGAAAAUGAUGUUGAUAUUGAUGAAUUUUUGGACUGGCGAGCAAAAAAGUCAUAUAGCUAAUAUAUUGUUAAUUGUGUGAGUCACAGUACACAAGAGCUCACUCAGUGUAACCCUUGUGUUACUGUAAUAUAAAA
Messenger RNA from Papilio machaon (common yellow swallowtail), 1090 nucleotides. Its product is annotated as zinc finger protein 830. The record is from RefSeq and is a predicted model, not a curated record. Gene Ontology annotation, biological process: mitotic DNA damage checkpoint signaling; nuclear DNA replication; mitotic DNA replication checkpoint signaling. NCBI's taxonomy places the organism in Eukaryota, Metazoa, Arthropoda, Insecta, Lepidoptera, Papilionidae. The transcript is spliced from 4 exons. Gene Ontology annotation, molecular function: zinc ion binding; nucleic acid binding. Bases 123 to 1016 code for a protein of 297 amino acids. Gene Ontology annotation, cellular component: nucleus; spliceosomal complex.